Molecule: messenger RNA, 3172 nt
Organism: Aphanomyces astaci
Lineage: Eukaryota; Oomycota; Saprolegniomycetes; Saprolegniales; Verrucalvaceae
Exons: 8
Coding region: 9-2405 (798 amino acids)
Biological process (GO): DNA replication initiation; mitotic DNA replication; double-strand break repair via break-induced replication
Cellular component (GO): MCM complex; nucleus
Molecular function (GO): single-stranded 3'-5' DNA helicase activity; single-stranded DNA binding; ATP binding
Source: RefSeq, a predicted model, not a curated record
GUGAAAAUAUGGCGGGCCGUGGCGCGCCGGCACCGCAAACCCAGCGGAUACCAUUGGUCGUCGAUGAGACCGCUGAAGUCGUGAAGAUGCGCUUUCUGAAUCACCUUAGGAGCGAAGUGUCGUACGAACAGCAGGCAGAACUAAUGCGACAGACAGAAACGUCGUCGUUGUUCGUCGACUACACCAAGUUGUUUGCCGCCGACGUCGACUUGGCGCAAGCGCUCGCAGCCGCGUACUUGCGAUGGGAAAUUCCUCUACGUCAGGCUGCAGCGGAGUUUUGCGCUACAGGCAGGGAAACGUUUGUGUGCUUUUACAACUUCACGAUGGUGCGGAAGAUUCGUCAGUUGCGCAUGCAGGAGAUCGGCAAAAUGAACAGUUUUAGCGGCACCGCGACUCGGACGAGCGAGGUCCGACCCGAGUUGCUCUUUGGGGCGUUCACGUGCAUCGAAUGCGGGGGCGUCGUCGAAGGCGUCGAGCAACAGUUUCGGUACAUGGAGCCUAAAAAGUGUGCGAAUCCGUUUUGCGGCAACACGAGUCAGUGGGAGUUGCACCCCGAAAAGAGCGUGUUUGUCGAUUGGCAAAAGGUGCGCGUGCAGGAAAACAGCGACGAAAUUCCCGCCGGGUCCAUGCCACGGUCAAUCGACGUCAUUCUACGACACGAGAACGUCGAACAGGCGAAAGCAGGGGACCGCGUCGUGUUCACCGGUGCGCUGAUCGUCGUGCCGGACGUGUCGAGGUUUGGCAAGAACGGCGGGGAGAACGUUGUCGCGGCGCGACGUGGCGGGGAAAACAGCUCGCACGGCAUGGAAGGCGAAGGAGUUCGCGGGCUCAAAGCCACGGGGGUCAAGGAGCUCACGUACAAGACGGCGUUCUUGGCGUGCUCUGUGCAGACCAUGGCCCAGCGCUUUGACCGCGUAUCGAUCCGGUCUGAAAUGGGCGAAGAAACGGAAAACGAUUUCUCCGAAGACGAGCUCGAGUCGAUCCGACUCAUGAAGGCCGAUGCAGACCGGUACAUGAAGAUGGCCAAGUCGCUGUGUCCGUCCGUGUACGGUCACGACGAGAUCCGCAAGGGCAUUUUGCUCAUGCUGUUUGGCGGCGUGCACAAGACCACAAACGAAGGCAUCAAGCUGCGAGGAGACAUCAACAUUUGCAUCGUGGGCGACCCGUCCACGGCCAAGUCGCAGUUCCUCAAGUACAUUGUGCAGUUCCUUCCUCGGGCGAUUUACACGAGCGGCAAAGUCAGCACCGCCGCGGGGCUCACGGCCAGCGUGAGCCGCGACCCCGACACGGGCGAGUACUGCGUCGAGGCCGGCGCGUUGAUGCUGUCGGACAACGGCAUUUGCUGCAUCGACGAGUUCGACAAGAUGGACCCCGCCGACCAAGUCGCGAUCCACGAAGCCAUGGAGCAGCAGACCAUCAGUAUUACGAAAGCAGGUAUCCAGGCCACGUUGAACGCCCGGACGUCGAUUCUGGCCGCCGCCAACCCGCAAAAUGGACGAUACGACAAAACCAAGACACUCAAGUACAAUGUAAACAUUUCGGCGCCGAUUAUGUCGCGGUUUGACCUGUUCUUUGUGAUUCUGGACGAAUGUAACGAAGUCGCCGACGAGAAAAUCGCGCACCACAUUGUAAAUCUGCACAAACCGCCCGAGCUCCAAGUCCAUGCGCAAGUGGAGCAAGCGUAUCCCGAAGAAGCGCUUCAAAAGUACAUCAAGUUUGCACGGACGUUGAACCCGGUGAUUUCCCCCGAUGCGAAGCGCAUGAUGGUCGCGUGUUACCGCAAACUGCGCGAGAACGACGUGAGCAGCAACGGCCAAAGCAACAUUGCGUACCGAAUAACGGUGCGGCAGCUCGAGUCGAUGAUUCGGCUGUCGGAGGCGCUGGCUCGCAUCGACUUAGAUGAAACGGUGCAGGUUGUGCAUGUCCAGGAGGCAUAUCGACUCUUGAACAAGUCCAUCAUCCACGUGGACACGCAAAACAUCGACCUGGAUGUGGUGCCGCAGCUGGCCACGGACGAAGAAGCGACCGACGGGAGUGACGCCGUGGACUCGCAAGCCCAAGUGGACAUUGGCACGAGCGGAUCGAUCACGUUUGAACGGUUUGCGUGGAUUCAAAAGGCCCUGUCGCGAUUCAUUCGAGAUAAAGAGGAUGAGAUGGAAGCGUUCAAGCAGACCCAAGAAGCAGGUGAUGACAUGGCCACAUGCGGGGUGCUCCAAGGCGAAGUCGUCACGUUCUACUUGGCGCAGCAAGACAUCAACUCUGAACACCAACUCGCCAUGGAACGCAAGAUGAUUGUGUCCGUGGUCGACAAGCUCGUCAAGGACGGGUUCCUCCAAGUCGUCGAAGAAGACGACGAGAUCCAGGAUCGAUACUUGACCGUCCAUCCAAACUACGCCUUUGAGUAAUAAACGCAUGAUGACUGACUCCGUCGGAAAGCUAGCUAGCUAGGUACGUCAUGCAACAUGCAUGAACGAUGCGUCGUGUAACUGAAGGAAGGGUGUACAUACAUAUCCACGUCGAAUGGGAGAGGUGGAGAUCCUUCACAUACAGUAAGUAACCAAACUUAUGUGGUGCAAUCCAUCGCAUCCUCGUUCGUGAGCAACGUCCUCAUGUCAUUCCAUCACCAAGGUGCACUAUCUUCUCACCCGCCUUACAAACUCCGCGGAUCGCCUACCUCGUCGACUGCAUCUCCAUGGACACCAACCACCCUCUCGUAUCCGAGCGGGCACGUCACCACGCGUUGUCUCGACAUGAUUGAGUACGUUCGCUUCGUUGUCGUCGAGUUCUUCUUCGAGUAGUCAGGCCGCCGCCGUGCCUCUGCCGUCGGGACCAAGUCCUAAUGUUCAUGGGGUCGUGUGGUUGUUAGUUCCAUGAUCAGCCACAAUCCAUGCACCUAUCAGAACAUGCCAUUUCUCAGCGUUUAUGCAGGGGUGCGUGAGUCACGCGACCGUGGCAUGACUCACGCUUGCCCCUCAAAGACAAGGCAUUGGCGGCGGUCGCAUAAGUGCCAGCGUCCUUCUGCCGCCGCCAUCUCUUCCGUCGCAUAUGGCCCCGCUGUUCCUUCCACGGUCUUCUCGUAGGACCACAGUACGGUCUGUAUACAUCCAUCCCUCGCGCCGCGGUGAUGAUGUCGGCGCUUAUCCGGUGACAUCUGGUUGACGUUGAGCCAAAA